Messenger RNA from Hirsutella rhossiliensis, 867 nucleotides. Its product is annotated as MSP (Major sperm protein) domain-containing protein. The transcript has 7 exons. Gene Ontology annotation, molecular function: FFAT motif binding. Gene Ontology annotation, biological process: endoplasmic reticulum membrane organization. NCBI's taxonomy places the organism in Eukaryota, Fungi, Ascomycota, Sordariomycetes, Hypocreales, Ophiocordycipitaceae. Bases 1 to 867 code for a protein of 288 amino acids. The record is from RefSeq and is a predicted model, not a curated record. Gene Ontology annotation, cellular component: endoplasmic reticulum membrane; plasma membrane.
AUGUCGGUCAACAUUGAGCCUCAGGAGCUUAAUUUUCGGCGUCCCUUCACCGUCGAGGUUUCGCAGACCUUAACCAUUAAGAACCCGACAUCGACGCCUCUUGCCUUCAAGGUCAAGACGACGGCUCCGAAGCAAUACUGCGUUCGACCCAAUGCCGGCCGCAUCGAGCCAGGCCAGGACUUUGACGUCACGGCGACAGUCCUCCUGCAAGCGAUGAAGGCGGAUCCUCCGCAUGAUACCAAAUGUCGAGACAAGUUCCUCGUCCAGUCGGCGCCCAUUACGUCCGACAAAGAUUUUGCAAGCAUCGCUUCCGUGCUCGAAUCGACGGACAAGAGCCAUAUUCAAGAGCGAAAGAUCCGUGUCAAUUGGAUGGCCGCCAACGGCAGCCAUGACCAAGCUUCCGCUACCGCGCAGCCCGUCAUGGCAACUCCCAAGAGGCAGUCGAUCGUCAACGGGCGAAUGAACGAAACCCCCGAGGCAUCGCGCACGUACUCGUCUCCCAAAACCAAUGCCGACUCGACGCCCGGCUCUGCCCCGCCUUCGUACACACCUGAAGACACCCGAGACGAUGACGACGGCAAGUCGGACCGUCCCAAAUCGGCCGUCUCCCAAGCCGUCACGGCCGUGUCCGACUCCGCCCAAGCUACUUACGAGGAGCUCAAGACGAAGCUGGCCCAAGCCGAGGCUCAGGUAGUGAUGCUCAAGGACAGCGGGCUUCGCCAGCGCAAUGUCAAGACAGCCGGCGGCGACGAGAAGCGGGCGAGCGGUCCCGUCACCCAGGCUGUCAAGCAGGCCGACGGUGUGCCUGUACCAAUUGUGGCGAUUCUCUGCCUGCUGAGCUUUCUCCUGGCCUACUUUUUCUUUUGA